AAACCAAUAAACAGUCCUUUCUUUCUCAGUGAAGCACAUGACAAACCCCAGACUUCCAAAUAGCGUAAAUGGUCAGUAUGUGUGGUGGGGGAAAGGGGUUGUGUUUCCAUAGAUACCAUUACUUUUAUUUUAUCAGUUUGUCUCCCUGGAAACAAGAGGCAGGCUUGACUACAUCAGUCCUCCCUCUGGCACUCCAUACACUAGUAUUCAGAGAGCACACAGAGCAUUAGGGGUUUGGCACACAGGGAUAUGACACCGCCAAUAAGUGGAACUGGCAAGAAGUUUAGUCCUUCAGCUUCACACAACCAGAAGAGUGGCUGUGUCAGUGCUUUCAGCCAGAAAAGAGGCAGCAGCCUGAAAGACACUCCAGUGCUGUGCAAAGGAGGAGUCUGUUAGCUACAAAAGAAACUUGAACAGUGCAAUUGUUUUAACUUGCUGACAGACGGGAUCCUCAGUGCAGCAUUUGUGCAUGGGAUCUGGGCUGAGCGGAGGGAUUACAAACUGGAAAGUGGCUACACAAAAUACCCGAUGAAGGACAGCAUUUAGAAAAGAAGUGAAAUUCUGUCUGGAAGGGACUCUUAGAUUUAAGUGAUUUCUGUGCUCUUGACUAAGCCAACGUAGUGAAGGAUCUUUUCUCCAGCAUCUCUUCCCUACUCAGAGCAUGCCUCUUUCUUCCAAGAUGAACAGAUCAUUGCCCCAGCUAAACUCUUCUGGUAGUGGUGAGAGCAACAGUUGGCAGCUGGUGUCCAUCAUAAUCCCCCUUGUGUAUGCUCUGAUUUUCCUAGUAGGCACGGUGGGCAACUCUCUGGUGCUGGCAGUGCUGCUGAGGAAUGGGCAAGUCAACAAUACCACCAAUCUCUUCAUCCUCAAUCUGGGAGUGGCCGAUCUAUGCUUUAUUGUCUUCUGCGUGCCCUUCCAGGCCACCAUCUACACUCUGGAUGACUGGAUCUUUGGGUCGCUCAUGUGCAAAGCAGUGCAUUUCUUCAUCUACCUGACCAUGUAUGCCAGCAGCUUCACCCUCACGACUGUAUCCUUGGACAGGUAUUGGGCCAUAAGGUACCCUCUGCAUUCAAGAGAACUAAGAACCCCCAGGAAUGCUCUCGCAGCCAUUUGCCUCAUCUGGGGUCUUUCCUUCAUCUUCUCUGGACCUUAUAUCAGUUACUACCAGGAGUUCCAGAUAGCCAACGUUACUGUUUGCCAUCCCAGUUGGAAAAGCUCUCAGCGCAAAAUUAUGGACCUUUGCACGUUUGUCUUCAGUUAUGUCAUUCCGGUGUUGAUCCUGAGCCUCACCUAUCUGAGGACCAUCCGUUAUCUCUGGACAUCUGUGGACCCCAUUAAAGACGUGUCUGAUUCUAAGAAGGGCAAGCGCAAGGUCACUCGGAUGAUCAUCAUUGUGGCCGUCCUCUUCUGUCUCUGCUGGCUGCCUCAUCAUCUGGUUAUCCUCUGUUUUUGGUUUGGCUACUUCCCACUAAACAAUGCUACCUACGUGCUUAGGAUCCUCUCUCACCUGAUUUCAUAUGCCAACUCCUGUGUCAACCCCAUUGUCUAUGCCCUGGUAUCCAAGCAUUUCCGUAAGGGAUUCAAGAAAAUCUUCAGCUGCAUCUUGCGCAAGAGAGUGACCAACAAAGUCCUUGUGGCACAGGUGACCCACACAGUUAGUACCUUGGAAGCAGAUCUGACAGAGGUUAUACAUGUCAGUGAGCCCUCACAUGCCAGGGCCUCCAGUUGCUGCCAGAUCCCUAUCCAGACAUGGGCUGAGACAGAGCAGCUGAGUCGCCAAGAGAAAGUUGCCAAUUCUUCCAUCACUUUCAACGUUACUUAGAGCAGUGCCUCUAUUCUGGGGCAGUAGGCUCUAAUCAAAGGAUGAAUCCUUGAGCACAGUGAUGGUUGCAUCAAAGGAUACAUGGAUUUAAGAACAUAAGAUGGGAUUUAAGAACAUAAGAACUGCCAGACAGUUCAAGCUAACAAUCCAUAUACUUCAUUGUCUAUUGCUCCCCAAAGUAGCCUGUGCCAGAAGUUAGUGUAUUGUGGAAGACUCUACACAGGAAGGGUAGGUUGAGACAUCAAACAUUCACAGAAGAUUUGCAGGACAUCUGAGUGUGAGAUGCUGUUAGUGCCAUUUUAGGUAAAAGCACCGGAAGUUUUUUUGGCACUGGAGCUAUGUGGCCAAAGGGACAAAAAGGAAGAUGGCAGCCAAAACUAGAGAAUGUAAUGACAGACUAUUCUGUUCAGGACUUGAAGGCUUGAGCCAGGAGCUUCUGGAACCAGAACCUAGUGUGAUGAGUGACCAGGGACUGUGUGUGAUCAGGCCUUAGACCCCUCUUCAGGUUCACAAGGGAAUGGACAUAUACAACAGCUCCUGCAAUUGAUAGGCAUUAUGAAUUUUCAAGAUUGGAUAGGUUUUGUAAAAGUGAGAGAGGAGAGCUGGUCUUGUGGAAGCAAGCAUGACUUGUUCCCUUAGCUAAGCAGGGUCUUCCCUGGUUAUAUAUGAAUGGGAGACUUGAUGUGUGAGCACUGUAAGGUAUUCCCUUGAGGGCAUGCAGCUGCUCUGGGAAGAGCAUCUAGGUUCCAAGUUCCCUCCCUGGUAUCUCUAAGAAAGGGCUGAGAGAGACUCUUUCCUGCAACCUUGGAGAAGCCGCUACCAGUCUGUGUAGACAAUACUGAGCUAGAUGGACCUAUCGUCUGACUCAGCAUAUAACAGCUUCCUACGUUCCUAAGUCUUCAGACCCAAGCAUUCUGAUUGCUGCACUUCAGCUUCCUGCCUCUGGCAUAAGUCACAGACCUAGGGGAGUGCAUCCUCCAAAUCUGGAUUUGGGUCCAAUCAUACAUGUCCCGAGCCUGACCCUGACCCUAAGACAUUCUGAACAAAAAGAGAGGUCUGUGGGUGGGUUUAGGAAUCCUUAGUCUUAUCCGUAGAUUCUUUACCUAAAGAACUGUGAUCUGUCCAUGGAAAUUAUUUGGAUUGACCAUCCUCGUUGAAUAAUGGUAGAUAGUAGGGCUAUGCACACAACUGCCAGGUGGGCAGCGGGGAAGGCAGUGCUAAGGAUGCAUUGAUGUAAGAGCAUCAGAUGGGAUUUAAAAAACAUAAGAUCUGCCAAAUAGGUCAAGCUAACAAUCCAUAUACUUCAUUGUCCAUUGCUCCCCAAAGUAGCCUGUGCCAGAAGCUAGUGUACUGUGGAAGACUCUACGGGGGAAGGGUAGGUACAUUUCCCCAUGCACGGAUCUUGGUGUUGGAGCAGCGCAGAUCCCCUGAGGCUGGGACAAUGUGUUCCUUCCGGCCUCCAGAUAUCCCACAGUGGAGGAAUGCCCCAGGAGUUGGGUUGCAUGCAGUUUGAGCACCCACAUGACCCUGGCACUGGGGUCAAGGGUGCGCUUGCGCCCUUAACCCUGGCUAAAGGCUGGGGUUAAAAGUAGGGUUGGGUGGGCAGGCAGCACCAGGAUCAGGGACCAUCUUGGUGCUGCACAUGAGCAGUCUAACCCAGGUUGGUUCUGACUCAGCCUGGGUUAGGCUGCUCAUGUGAACAGCCUUAACAACAGACGCUUUUUGUCCUUGUAUAAUAAAAUGUUGCCAAUAUGUGUGAUGCCUUUACUAAAUUGUGUGAACAGCAAACUUCAUUCAUUCAAAUGGCUCAGAAAACAUGCAAGGCAUUUGAAUGAUCUGGAGGUUCUAAAUACUGGGAUGCUGCAUAAGAUUUAAUGUUUAUGAUGACACAAGCUUUUUGGAAUACCUGAAGUUUGGAUAAUGAAGUUUUCAUGGCAAACACCAGAAUAUCAGGAAUGUAGCUAUAGCUGAAAAAGAUGUGGGGCAGGGGUGUAGCUACAAUUGACCGAACUGGUUCAAAAAAUCUUGGCCUCCCAGCUCCUGAGCGCCCCCCAGCCCCACCCCUCCCUAUUUUCUUCAUUAUCUCCUUCACUCCAAGGGGCUGCCAGAGAGAAGGGUGAACAUGGCCCCCCUCUCCCCUAGCUAUGUCCCUGAUGUAGGCUGUGUGGGGCAAAUGUCCUUGGGCCUGGCUGGCAGGCUGAUAGUUUGCUUUUUGCUCUCCCCCUUGUGAUCUCCCCAAAGUGGGCGGGGGGCAGGGGUCCAUCUUCACUUUUUGUCCCAGGGCCCACUCUAGGCUUGCUACAUCCCUGCAGAGUGUAAUUCCAGAUCAUCUGUCUUUAGGAAUUUAAACACAUUGGGGGCAAAGUCCAUGUUUUUAGAUAGGUUUAUAGAGAGCCCAGCACAACAGAAAGUGAAUCUGGCCGCUUGGGCUUGUAGUGCUAAAGGAGAAGAAAUGUUCUAAAGGCAACUUUAUACUUGAAUUGUUUAGGAAAUGUUCUUAAUACAAGGGCAUGUUUUGGAUAUGGUUGGGCUUUUGGAGACAUGUCUGAGCAAAUUUACCUAGAGCAAAUUGCACAGGUUUUCCUCACAGGGUUGUUGUGAGGAUAAACAUAACCAUGUACACCGCUCUGGGCUCCUUGGAGGCAGCUCAGGAUAUCAAUGUAAAAAUAAAAUAAACAAACCAGUAUAAUAAUAUUGCAGAGGGUCACAGCAAAUCUGUGAAUUUAAUUUACAUGGAUAACACAAUUUGCCUAAUUCUGUGUGUGAAUGCCGUAAGAAUGUGGCUGGCUGACAUGUCUUACUUUUACAUGAUGCCAUUUGUACACUUUUCAGCACAAGCUGAUUUAUGUUAUAUUUUGAACACAAAACAACUGAUACCUGUUUACUCUUAAGGCUCAGAAGUAUAUCUAGUUGUCAUUUUGGAGACGGUGAAGAAUGUAGUAAUCAUCUGUUUUAUCUGUUUUUGCAUUGUCUGUCACAGCAGUGAUAGCUCUACUACUGCUGUGCAUUGAAUGUUGUCAAUAAAAGGAAGAGUGGCAUAGAA
This is a messenger RNA of Hemicordylus capensis (graceful crag lizard), 4865 nucleotides long. RefSeq names its product galanin receptor 2 (gene GALR2). The transcript is spliced from 2 exons. Gene Ontology annotation, cellular component: membrane. The record is from RefSeq and is a predicted model, not a curated record. Gene Ontology annotation, biological process: G protein-coupled receptor signaling pathway. Gene Ontology annotation, molecular function: G protein-coupled receptor activity. The coding region runs from base 662 to 1822 and encodes 386 amino acids. NCBI's taxonomy places the organism in Eukaryota, Metazoa, Chordata, Lepidosauria, Squamata, Cordylidae.